Messenger RNA from Neoarius graeffei (lesser salmon catfish), 3374 nucleotides. It is a transcript of the gene etv6, whose product is annotated as ETS variant transcription factor 6. Bases 348 to 1745 code for a protein of 465 amino acids. Gene Ontology annotation, molecular function: DNA-binding transcription factor activity, RNA polymerase II-specific; sequence-specific DNA binding. Gene Ontology annotation, cellular component: nucleus. NCBI's taxonomy places the organism in Eukaryota, Metazoa, Chordata, Actinopteri, Siluriformes, Ariidae. The record is from RefSeq and is a predicted model, not a curated record. Gene Ontology annotation, biological process: regulation of transcription by RNA polymerase II; cell differentiation. The transcript has 8 exons.
UCACGUCACUUCACCACUAUAACACACACACACACUUAUAUAUACACACACACAAACCAAAAUCAAUGAGCCUCGGACAGCCAACUCUUCCAGGAAGGUAUUAACCAUCACCUAGCCAAUAUGUAGUGCCUGAAAGGCUGAGCAGGGAGAAGAAUUCGACAUAUAGAGAAGCUAAAAAGUUAGAGGGGUAUUAUUGGUCCACAGAGCGAUGGGUUUAUAGAGCGUCGGCUGCUCGUCAAUUCAAAACAACAAAGUCGGAUGCUCGCAUUUCCGCUUGGGUCGCUUCACGGAAAAACAACGGGGAAGGAAAAGUGGAAACGGGAGAACUUCCUGAAUUCGACCGAGACAUGUCCGAGUCCCCUUUACAACUCAACAUUAAGCAGGAGAGGAGUGCAUUCAGUCCCUCUGCCAGUCCACUGCCAAAUUCCACUUCCUCUCCAGGCCAUGGCGCUCCGCCUCUGACUAAUGCCAAGACAGAGGAAGAGCCAGCCAGACUGCCUGGACACCUGCGUCUGCAGCCUGUGUUCUGGAGCAGAGAGGAUGUCGUUCAGUGGCUGCGCUGGGCUGAGCGAGAGUUCGCUCUCCGACCCAUCUCCAGCGGAAGUUUCCAGAUGAACGGUAAAGCCCUCCUGCUGCUCACCAAGGAGGAUUUCCGCUACCGUUCACCCCACUCAGGAGACGUUCUUUACGAGCUCUUGCAACAUAUCCUGAAGCAGAGGAAGCCCCACUCAUCCUUCCCCAACACGUAUUACCCUGGAAACUCCUUUCACUCUCUGUCUGACACAGCUCUGCAACACCAUAAACUUGAGGAAACGGUACUAAGAACCCCCCGAAGCACAGAUACCCAUCCGCUCCAACCUCCCACCAUCGAGCUCCGUCAUCGCUCGCGCUCUCCUCGCCGUUCGCCUGCCAAUGCCCCACACGUCCACCUUGCCUCAGCCGAGGAUGUCCAACCAGUGCCCUCCCAGUUGCCGGACAGCAACAACCACCUCCCUGAGGACCUGUACCCACUGUCCGUGUCGCCCGCGGCCCCAAAUGGCCACCACGCCCAGCGUCCAGCCAGCCCCUGCCAGGAGGAGGUGGUGCCUCCUCGGGUCAUCCAGCUGAUGCCCAGCGCCAUCAUGCACCCGCUGCUGCUCAGUCCUGGACGAGGAGGGGUGCCCGGCGAGUUCAGACAAGGCCGGACAUCAGCCCAAGAGAACGGGCGUGAGGGGAAGAGUCAUCAUCAUCAUCAUAAUCACCACCACCACCAUAAUCAUCAUGCUCCUCCUCACCAUAUACUGAGCCUGGCAGGGCAGCAACAGUCACACCAGCAGGAAGAUGUCCGCUAUAGGAACCAGAUCCUUAUGCCCGUGUCCCCUCCUGAGGAGCAGGGUGUGCCUAUUGGACGCAUUGCUGAUUGCAGACUGCUGUGGGACUACGUGUAUCAGCUCCUUUCAGACAGUCGCUACGAGAACUACAUUCGCUGGGAGGACCGUGACACCAAAGUGUUCAGAAUCAUUGACCCCAAUGGCCUGGCUAGACUGUGGGGAAAUCAUAAGAACAGGACAAACAUGACAUAUGAGAAAAUGUCAAGAGCACUAAGACACUAUUACAAACUGAACAUCAUCAGGAAAGAGCCAGGCCAGAGGCUGCUGUUCAGGUUCAUGAAAACCCCAGAUGAGAUCAUGAGUGGACAGACGGAGCGCCUGGAGCAUCUCGAGUCAGAUACGGAUGAUCAAAUCUACAUUAAAGAGGAGUGCUGAGUGCUUGCCACACACUGAGAUGAACUUUUAAAGCCGUAGAUGCCUCGCCAAUGUUCUGCUGUGUUCUCUAUCCCCCCGAGCAGACCUGGACGUUGCUUAUAAUAAAAAUGGAAGCCGACUUAAGGAAACGUCACUUUCUGCACUGUUUUCUACGCUGAAUCUUAAUAAUCAUGCCCUUAAUUUUCUGGUAUCUGCUUACUGAAGACUAAACUUCAGUAUGACAAUCAUUUAAAUUAAUGAUAAAUACUCCUAUAAAUCGCCUCUUUCAAAUUCCUGGCACAAUAAAUGAUUUCAUACUUUUUUUUUUUUUAAAUGCGUGUUGUACAAACACAAACCGCAGUUUGUGUAAACGAGUUAUACAAGAGAUUAAUUCAAGAAUAAAUUUUAAUGAGUGACUUAUUUGCUUCAUGUGGGUUUUUUAAUACAAAUUUUUUUUUUUUUUUUUUAAAUGGUGUGUGAAGCGUGGGCAUCACAUUAACUAAAUCCGUCACUUCUGCUGGUCCAAUUAUAAAGUCUCUCAUGCAAAAAUUAAUACACAGAACAAGGCCAGUUCAAAAUACACAUCGCAACAGGUGGAUGGAAAUACUGUUUGAGUGUUUUAGAUUAGCCAUAUUUGCUCUGCGAAUAUCUUUUGCAGUCUGGAUACGUCUUGGAUAUGGUGGCACAGCAGAUGGUGUUAAUGUGUCACAGCUCCAGGAUCCCUGCUUUGGUCCUGAGUUCGGAUUACUGUCUGCUUUAGUGCAAUAUUUGAACAUUUUUAAUGGAAUUUUGUUCUCCAAAUAACCAUUUAAUGCUUGCUUAAAAUGCCUCUGACGCCCUCUAGUGGCUGGCUGCGGUACGAUUUUCAACACCACCCAUUCCCAUGUUGGUGAAUAGGACCAAAACUUGCACUAAAAAAAAAAAAAUAUAUAUAUAUAUAUAUAUAUAUAUAUAUAAUUUUUUUUAAAUUUAUUUUUAAAAAAUUGCAUCAUCCUGCAUGUUUUUUGGGAAUAGUGUUCAGUCAUUUACAAGUUCUGUGGACCUUAUUAUCUAUCUAUCCAUCCAUCCAUACUCACCAGCCACUUUAAUAGGAACUUGUUCUUGAUUCUAAGACUCCUGUUCUUGGCUGGCAGGAGUGAAACCCACUGGGUCUUUGGCAGCUGUUGCAUACUGAGAUGCUUUUCUGCUCACCACUGUUGUAAAGAGUUGCUAUGAGUUACUAUAUCCUUCCUGGCAACUCGAACCAAUCUGGCUGUUUUCCUCUGACCUCUAUCAUCAACAAGGUGUUUAUUUCCACCCACAGAGCUGUCUUUUACUCAUUGUUUUUUGUUUUUCGCACCAUCCUGUCUGUGUAAACUCUAGAGACUGUUGUGUGUGUGAAAACCCCAGGAGCUCAGCAGUUUCCGAAAUGCUCAAACCAGUCCAUUUGGCUUAAACCAACACCCAUGCCACAGUGAAAGUCACACUUUGAGACCACGAUCGUUUUUGCCAUUCUGAUGUUUGAAGUGAACAUUUAACUGAAGCUCUCGAUUUGUAUCUGCAUGAUUUGAUGCAUCGUGCUACUGUCAAGGGAUUGGCUGAUUAGAGAACUGCAUCAAACAGCAGGUGGAUGUAUGUGUGCGUGUCCCUAAUAAAGUGGUCAGUGUGUAA